Lontra canadensis (Northern American river otter) is the source of this 1091-nucleotide messenger RNA. It is a transcript of the gene IFI30, whose product is annotated as IFI30 lysosomal thiol reductase. Bases 114 to 863 code for a protein of 249 amino acids. The transcript is spliced from 7 exons. NCBI's taxonomy places the organism in Eukaryota, Metazoa, Chordata, Mammalia, Carnivora, Mustelidae. Gene Ontology annotation, cellular component: lysosome. The record is from RefSeq and is a predicted model, not a curated record. Gene Ontology annotation, molecular function: oxidoreductase activity, acting on a sulfur group of donors, disulfide as acceptor.
CAGGGGCGUGGGCACCGGGAGGCGGGUCCGGCCCGGGGGCUGGGCCACCGCCGGGUUAAAGGCGGCUCCUUCCCGGGGCGCUGCUCUCGCCUCCGCACCCUGGCCCCGCUGUGAUGGCCUCGUCGCCACUCCUGCCGGUCCUGCCGCCCCUGUUCUUGCUGCUGCUACUGCCGCCGGAGAUCCCCGCGGCGGCGCGGGCGUCUCCGCUGGGGACACUCCCCGAGGGGGCGGCCGCCUGCAAGGCUGGGGGCCUGUGCCUGCCGGUGCCCCUCAGGAAGUCACAAGCACCUCCUGUCAACGUAAGCCUCUACUACGAGGCGCUGUGCCCCGGCUGCCGGGCCUUCCUGGUCCGAGAACUUUUCCCGACCUGGCUGAUGGUGCUGGAGAUCCUCAAUGUCACACUGGUGCCCUAUGGAAAUGCCCAGGAACAGAAUGUCAGCGGCCGGUGGGAGUUCACCUGCCAGCAUGGGGAGCAGGAAUGCAAGCUCAACAAGGUGGAGGCCUGCCUGUGGGACCAGCUGGAGAAGGACACAGCCUUCCUGACCAUUGUCUGCAUGGAGGAAAUGGAUGACAUGGAGAAGAAUCUGAAACCGUGCCUGCAGAUCUAUGCCCCAGAGGUGUCCCCGGACACCAUCAUGGAGUGCGCAAUGGGGGACCGGGGCAUGCAGCUUUUGCAUGUCAAUGCCCAGCUUACCGAUGCCCUGCAGCCGCCCCACGAGUAUGUGCCCUGGGUCGUCGUCAAUGGGAAACCCCUGAAAAAUCCAAGUCAGCUCCUAAGCCUCGUGUGCCACCUGUACCAGGGUGAGAAGCCAGACAUCUGCCAACCUGUGGCCAGCUCCCAGAGGGAAGUCUGCUUCAAGUGACAGCUGGUGCCCCGGGAGGGACCUGCUGGAGGAAGAACAGGAGCGCAUCUGUCCCUGCCUGUCUGGUCCCUGACUCUCAGCAGCCCCUGCCUACCAUCCAGAUAACUUCUACACAUUCCAUGAAAGCCCAGACUCAGACUCCUGCCCCAGGAUCAAACAUCUUGCCCCACUGAGAAUGGUGCUACAUUGAAACGAGUUUAAUAAACACUUCUGGAUUUUGUGAUUCAU